Messenger RNA from Entrophospora candida, 474 nucleotides. Lineage: Eukaryota; Fungi; Glomeromycota; Glomeromycetes; Entrophosporales; Entrophosporaceae. The record is from the annotation of a GenBank genome assembly.
AUGGAUAUUUUAUGUAUUGCUGGUACUUAUGAAGUCUUUUGUGGUUAUGUGUGUGGAAAUGCAUCUUACACUGAUUUAACCAAGUUGUCAAAUGAUGAAUUUGAUCUAAUACAAGGUUUAAAAGACAUGUUGAGUUAUAUGAUAAAUAAAUUUGAUUCAGAACAAAAUUUAUAUACAUUAGGAUUUGAGGUGUAUACAAAUGAAAUUAGAAUUUAUUUAAUGGAAAUGCGGGUGGUGUAUAGGUUGCACCUUUUAAAAAGGUUAGAACUGCCAACCCAAUUUUCAUCAUAUAGACAACUUAGAUCAGUACUUUUGUGGGCGUGGAAUCUAAGAGUAAAUUUAUUUGUAGCAAAUCUUUGGUAUAAUAAAAUAAAUAUUGAUAUAGAUGUUUCCUCAACACUUCCAAAAAGCAAUAAUCAUAAAAUGUCAACACCAACAACACCACCAAGAGCAAAAAAAAAUAAAGAAUACUGA